This is a messenger RNA of Wasmannia auropunctata (little fire ant), 1741 nucleotides long. RefSeq names its product MOB kinase activator-like 2 (gene Mob2). The record is from RefSeq and is a predicted model, not a curated record. Gene Ontology annotation, biological process: signal transduction; positive regulation of protein phosphorylation. Bases 297 to 1133 code for a protein of 278 amino acids. Gene Ontology annotation, cellular component: nucleus; cytoplasm. NCBI's taxonomy places the organism in Eukaryota, Metazoa, Arthropoda, Insecta, Hymenoptera, Formicidae. Gene Ontology annotation, molecular function: protein kinase activator activity. The transcript has 5 exons.
UGGCGGCGGCAGUGGAGAGGACUGCCGCGACGUGGACGAUCGCGCGGUGGUGGUACCUGGCGAACGGUGGCCUGCCUGCCUGCUUGCCUGCCUGCCUGCCUGCCUGCCUGCUUGCUCGCUGUCUGGAGAACGGCUAUGUCAGUCUGUGCUCCGUUGCUGGCCUAGCGGCCGGACGAGUGAUUCCGACCAAUCAACCGGAGCGGAGAGUAGAUAUAUAUUUUACUUUUUCUUUCUUUCUCUCUUUCUAUUCACCUUCCUGUCCUCCCUCCUCUUUUUCUUCCCGCCCUCUUCGUUUUAUGCCCCAGGCCCAUCUGCCCGCGCCUCCCUGGUACCGUCGUGCUCGCGUCCCGAUGUUCGGACUGGGGAACAGGAAGGUCCUCAAAUACUCCGCCAUCGAGACGUCGCUCUCCAUCGAUGUUGAGGAUACUGUCACGUGUUUCUGCAGAAAGGCCAGACGAAAGGAGAAGGAUGCGGGAACUACGGAGGAUCCGAAAUUGUACCUGGAGGAGGCCGCCCUCGAGAGACAGCUGCCGGAGCUGGACCUGAGGAUGCUCGUGGACCUACCGCCCGGCCUCGACUACAACGAAUGGUUGGCGUCGCACACCCUCGCAUUGUUCGACCACAUUAAUCUCGUCUACGGCACGAUAUCAGAGUUUUGCACCAUGACGGGCUGUCCCGACAUGACCGGUCCCGGCUUAAGAACGUAUCUAUGGUUUGACGAAAAGGGAAAGAAAACGAGGGUUGCGGCGCCACAAUAUAUAGACUACGUUAUGACAUUUACGCAACGCACCGUUAGUGACGAAACUAUAUUCCCUACAAAAUAUGCAAACGAGUUCCCGAGCUCGUUCGAGUCGAUAGUGCGUAAGAUCCUGCGGCUACUGUACCACGUAGUGGCACACAUCUACCACUGCCACUUCAGGGAGGUGGCGCUUUUGGGGUUGCACGCUCACCUCAAUUGUGUAUUCGCCCACCUCACGCUCCUUAAUCAACGCUUCAACCUUAUAGACCCCAAGGAGACGGAGAUCCUGGGGGACUUGGAAGCCGCCCUCUUGGGUGACUCGACAUCCGCGCCUUCGCAGACCUUAGCCAUCCAGGAGACUCCGACCACCACAAACACUAGCAGUACCACCUAGAUCGCUGCGAUGCGUUAUAGCGAGCGAGCAGAGGUUGCAGUUCCUGAGACUAGGUGACGAUAGGCGAUACGUUCGUUCAUUCGGUUUCUUUUUGUCUCCUUUUUUUUUCUUUUUGUAGAUUAUAUGCGAAAAAAUAAAGUUCAUCGCGAUACGAUCGGCCGGUAAGAAAGAAGAUGUAUGAGAGCGCGAGAGAAAGAGAGUGAGAGAAUGCGAGAGAGAAUGAGAAAAAACAGCGAUUCUGUAAAAAAAAACAAGAAAAAAAAUAUACCAGUAGUACCUGUACAUAGCAAAGUGUGAACAACUACAUGAUGUAAUUAGGUUCCUCCGUUUGUUGUUUGUGAGAUUGUACAUAAUUUAUUAAAUGGUAAGAUACACGAGAAAGGGAAAGAGAGAGAGAGAGAGAGAGAGAGAGAGAGAGAGAAAGAAAGAAAGAUGAGAGCGAACGAGAGAGAGAGAGAGAGAGAAUGCGCGAGAGUGACAAAGAACGAAUAUUGAUUAUUAUUGACAAAGCUAGUUGCUAUAAGAGAUAAUUUGUUCUGUAAAAAAAUGAUACAAUAAUAAUAUUGUAAAGUUAAAAUAAUACCAAAUAUAUACCUGGUGUUAAGGCA